Messenger RNA from Camponotus floridanus (Florida carpenter ant), 674 nucleotides. It is a transcript of the gene Adi1, whose product is annotated as 1,2-dihydroxy-3-keto-5-methylthiopentene dioxygenase. Bases 67 to 624 code for a protein of 185 amino acids. The record is from RefSeq and is a predicted model, not a curated record. Lineage: Eukaryota; Metazoa; Arthropoda; Insecta; Hymenoptera; Formicidae. Gene Ontology annotation, molecular function: acireductone dioxygenase [iron(II)-requiring] activity. The transcript has 4 exons.
AAAAUCCGCUCUUCGUCUUCGUUCUCCUUGUUUCGUCCUUGACUCGAGUUCUUUGUUCGAACAACGAUGGUGCGAGCUUGGUACAUGGAUAGCAACGAUGCCGAUCAACGAUUGGAACAUCACAGGCAACCGCCGGAAUUCGUGUCGCUGGAUCAUCUAUUUGCCGUGACGGGCGUCGAAUAUUUUAAGAUAAAUCAUCUCAAUUAUGACACAGAUGCUACCUUGAAGAAAUUACGCGAGAAACGCGGUUAUACAUAUGAAGAUGAAAUAACAUGCUCCAAAGAAUGUUUACAAAAUUAUGAAGAAAAGUUAAGAAAUUUUUUCACUGAACAUCUUCACACUGAUGAAGAGAUACGCCUAGUUCUGGAUGGAUCUGGUUAUUUCGACGUAAGAGAUAAAAACGAUGAAUGGAUUCGGAUUGAAGUUACAGCUGGUGAUCUAAUAAUCAUACCUAGUGGGAUUUAUCAUCGCUUUACUUUGGACAUUAAUAAUUACAUAAAGGCAAAGAGAUAUUUUAUUGGAGAGCCAGUUUGGCUGCCAUAUAAUAGACCAGCUGAUAACAUGGAGUGUCGCAAACACUAUCUCAAACAAUUGCAGAAAGGAUUUGAAGUACUUUCCUUUUAAUAAACUUCAAUACUACAUGGACUUCCAGAAAAAUAUUUUUUUAUAUUUUA